UCCGUUUUAAUGGGUUGGGAAUUGCUCUUCUGGCUGCUUCUUUGUUUCCCUCUCAACAUUGCCUUUUUUGCCUCUUCUUUUUACCAGGUCAUUGGAUCAUGUUCUUGCUCACACUUCCUCUUGCUUGCUAUCACGCCAAUCUAUUUUGCCUUACAAUGUGCUAAUGAGGGAAGUCAAGUUUUCCCUCUUUUAUGUGUGUAUGGAUUGAAUGGAGGCAUAAGAUUUGCAUUUGAUGAUCAUUUAAAUCAACUUCCAGUUGAUGCACUUCCUGGUAUAAGGUAUGAAUUAAAGAAGCAGAAUGUUCAUACUUGUGGACAGUUGUGAACGAUUUCCAAGCUUCUACAGAUUCUAUUCAUUCUCCUUUAAGAACGUCAAUUUGUAAUGCUUUCUUUCUGUCUGUUAUCAAUCAGUUCCCUGUGGUCUUAGCUAUUUUUCUCAUUCCUUGAAUUUAGGAAGGCACAUGGAUUUAUAAGGCUUAGAAAAAGUGAAUAUAAGCUCUGAUGAAAUAACUAAUUUUGUCAGAAAUUUUAAAAAUUAUAUUGAAGACAACAAUAAUAUGAUACGAUAAGUUCUUUUGAGCAAAGAACAUAACAAAAAAGAAGUUGCAGCCCUUCUUUAUUCAAGAAUAUAGUCAUUGCACAAACUUGUGUAUUGUUGCAGCUUAGUUCAUGUACCUGUAGACUCCAUAGCUUUGUUCAAUAUUCCUUUUGGUGCAUAUAAUUUAAAGGCAUUGGCAUCUGUAAAUUCAAGAUUGUAUCGCUGCUUUCUUUGUUCUUUACAUCCCUCACUGCAGAAGGACUAUGGAAUGAGAACAGGGGAAAUGCUGUGGUAUUAUAGCAGAGAAAUUGAUUAUCAACCGGUAGGAUUAUUCAGGUAGUGAAAAGCCUAUCAUUUGUCCUUAAUACUUUGCUUUAAAAUUCAAACUUGAUUUGUCAUUAGAUUUGAGGUAGGUUAGACCUCCUUAACUUUUUGUUAGACAUAAAACUAUUCACGUGCCUCAACAUAAAAGCUUAAGCUGUUGGAGUAGGUGGUUCAUAACAUGAUAUUAGAGUUUUAGAAUUCGAUCCUUGUUUGCUUCACUUAAAUAAAAAUUAGAGUUUAUGUUCCGUCGACAUUUGGGCUUUUAGCUGAGAAUCUUGUUCAAUCCUGGACACCUCAAUAUCUUGAGUGGAGGAUGAAAACCUUCCAUGUUGAAACGGGUCCCAGUAAUGUCACUGAACAAUUUGUUUUAGGGUAUUGUAAGUCUCACUCCCUGCUUCAAGAGGUACGUCAACCACCAUGCUUGGACCUUCUCUCUGAGGCUAGCCCUCUCAAGAUUAAAGAUGGAAAUCUUGUGGCCAAUGCAACCUUAGAGGCGGCACUAAAUUUGGCAUUGGAGAACAUGAGCUUGCAGGAGACACCACAGUAACAUUACCGUAGAGAAAAACCAAACAAGCUUUAGGAAUUAACUUGUUUUCUUUUUUAAAUUGGAUGUUGGAACUUUGUUUGUUGAUGCUAGAACUCUUCUUGUGAAAUAUUAUCCUCGUGAUUUUGUUUGUUGAUGUAUGAAUAUAUUCUUCUUAUUCAUCACCAAUUUGUAGUGAUUUGUAUGCC
This is a messenger RNA of Arachis ipaensis, 1593 nucleotides long. Lineage: Eukaryota; Viridiplantae; Streptophyta; Magnoliopsida; Fabales; Fabaceae. The record is from RefSeq and is a predicted model, not a curated record.